Didymodactylos carnosus is the source of this 349-nucleotide messenger RNA. NCBI's taxonomy places the organism in Eukaryota, Metazoa, Rotifera, Eurotatoria, Philodinida, Philodinidae. The record is from the annotation of a GenBank genome assembly.
GGCAUAUGUUCACGAACAGGAAAAAUUAUCGACCGAAGAAUAUGUUUAUGCUCAAACAUAUCUGAACAAUGUUAAAGCUCAUUUGAGAAAAAGUGUCUUAAAUGAAUUAAAAUCAGAACAAACAAAUAUAUCAUUGUCGGAACAAACGUUGUUAAAUCAAUUGUUACCAAAACCAAAUAGCGAUGAAUUUGUCUUUUUUCAAAAUGGUACACAAGAUGUUAAUGGCCUAUUAUUAGAUUCAGCGAGAAAUCGAAGUGAAAUUAUAGAUUUAAAAUCAACGGAACAAUAUUUAAUGCAAUUUAAACAUAUUGAUAAAUUAUUAGAACAACAUCAAAUUCAACUUAUAUAA